AUGAGCCGUUCCCGCAGCAGCAGUUGGAAGCAGACGCGCGUGGCGCUGACGGCGUGGGCGAUGCUAGCGCUCCUGGCGGGCGCGCACGGCGCCGCCCUGCUGUCCGUGCCCGCCCCCGCCGCCGCCGCCGCCCUGCCCGCCGCCGCGCAGCCCGAGCCCCAGACGCAGCUGGUACACGCGCAGGCGAGGAAGUUCGCCGAGAAGCCCAACGCGCUCAAGAAGGUCGCCGUCGACAACGACCUGGAUGACGUGUCCACCAACAGCAUUGCGGGCGCAGGGGAGGGCUUCAGCUGGUCCAGCAUGCUGAGCGCCGUCAUGCAGCUGCUCUUCAGCCCCCAGCAGCCAGCGCCCUCCAAGUCAGACGGCCUCGACGCCGACCAGGGCCUGUACCAGUCUCCGUGGACCAACCUGUUGAGCAUGGGCCUUAAGAUCAUUUCGGCCUUCAUCACCGGAGGGACUGGUAACGGCGGAGACGGCAUCGAUAAGGUUGACAACGGCAGCCCCAUGCAGGGCAUCCUGGCCGCUGUGCUCUCCGCCGUGUUGGGCAACCGCAACCCAGACCAGGUCGCCACCAUGGCCAAACAGGCCGGGGAGUUCAUCAACAUCGUAGUGAAUCUCCUGGACGCCCUCAAGACCUCCUUCUCCCACCGCUACAUGGAAGCCAGAAACAUCGGCCGCAGAGACUCCGUCGCCGAAGCGGCCGUUGCCGGACUCACCAUGAUCAAGGGGUAUGUGCGCACGCUGCGCACCAGCGACGACUCGUGCGCGCAGCGGCUGCUGUGCGACGCCAGCCGCGAGUGCGCCUCCGACACGCAGGGCGCCGUCUUCUGCCAGAUGGGCGCGUACGCGACGAGCUUCCUGCUGGAGCGCACGGGCGGCGGAGCUCCGUUCUCGCAGUACUACGACGCGUCCCGCCGCGGCCGCAGCGGAGACGACUGCAGGAGCGCGUUCCUCACCUGCAACGAGGUGUAGGCGCCUCCCACCUCCACCCCCACGCCGCGCCCCCCGCCACGCACCCGCCACGCCUCCACGCCCCGCCGCAGCCUCCGACAGACCACUCACCGACGACCACGACCCGGACCGUCCGUUCGGGGCCGACGCGCCCGAAGGGAAGGUGAUCGUCUGGCACCUGGACCAUCCGCGCGCCAUCGAAAGGCCGACGGGGAACACGACCAUCGUCACUGUUGAACAUCAAGCAUCUCGACGAGCGAUUUGGACCGACUGCGCGUCUUGUACACGGCAAAGAGGAAAGCGUACAUCCCACACCUUGAACUCAGAGCACCUCGAUGACGAAUUGGACCGCUUGUGUCGAAUCAAUGCGUCAGAAUGGAUAGCUCAAGUCUGAUCAUCUAAUAUCUCGAUUUCGACUGACACGCCAAAAUGGAAUGCAGACAUCGUCAAAAUUGAACACCAAGUAUCUCAACGAGUAUCUGAAUCGUCUACUCCUUACCGACAUGCGCAAGAAAAAGGGUACCUGUCAAAUUCAACGUCGACUUAGAUCGUCGUCUAAUGACCAGAGCACUAAUGAACUCAUUUGAUAGGGAACAGACCCACCGCUAUCUCUGCAAUGAUUUCAAGCCUGGCGCUGACACACUGCCAGAAAAGAAAGCGUACAUUGUAAAUUCAGCAGACAACUUUGACCGAUCGGGAACCCGAAUAUCAGUGUACGCUUGGAUACAAACCCAUUGCAGUUUC
Messenger RNA from Gryllus bimaculatus (two-spotted cricket), 1695 nucleotides. The record is from the annotation of a GenBank genome assembly. Lineage: Eukaryota; Metazoa; Arthropoda; Insecta; Orthoptera; Gryllidae.